Molecule: messenger RNA, 2860 nt
Organism: Oncorhynchus tshawytscha (Chinook salmon)
Lineage: Eukaryota; Metazoa; Chordata; Actinopteri; Salmoniformes; Salmonidae
Product: alpha-actinin-3
Biological process (GO): actin cytoskeleton organization; muscle cell development
Cellular component (GO): cell junction; cortical actin cytoskeleton; Z disc
Molecular function (GO): actin filament binding; calcium ion binding
Source: RefSeq, a predicted model, not a curated record
CGUGUUCUACUUUUGACCAGGAAAGUAGCACCGACCAAGCAGAGUUUCUGGUAGUGGGAGCUGCACCUCUGCCGCAGUCUGUACUCUGUCGCCGCAUCUCUUGUUUCUGCUGACCAGCACACCUGACAAACAGCGAGUCCUCAAACCCAAGGAGGGUUUCAUCUGCUAUCUACAAGGCUUAGAGUGCGCAUAAACCUCGUUUCUUUUCUAUAUAAUCAGAGGGGGUACUAGAAACCCUAGACGGCAUUAUGAUGGCUGUCGAACCCCAAGCGCAAUAUAACACCUCGUAUAUGAUGAGCGAGGAGCAUCAGUAUAUGUCUCCGGAGGAUGAGUGGGACAGGGACCUACUGCUGGACCCCGCCUGGGAGAAACAGCAGAGAAAGACGUUCACAGCUUGGUGUAACUCCCACUUGAGGAAGGCAGGGACACAGAUCGAGAACAUCGAGGACGACUUCAGGAAUGGCCUCAAACUCAUGCUGCUGCUGGAGGUCAUCUCAGGUGAGAGACUGCCCAAACCCGACAAAGGCAAGAUGCGUUUCCACAAGAUUGCAAAUGUGAACAAGGCCCUGGACUUCAUCUGCAGCAAGGGAGUCAAGCUGGUGUCCAUCGGCGCUGAGGAGAUCGUCGACGGUAAUACGAAGAUGACCCUGGGAAUGAUCUGGACCAUCAUCCUGCGUUUCGCCAUUCAGGACAUCUCCGUGGAGGAGACCUCUGCUAAGGAGGGUCUUCUUCUGUGGUGCCAGAGGAAGACUGCCCCCUACAGGAACGUUAACGUGCAGAACUUCCACAUCAGUUGGAAGGAUGGCCUGGCACUGUGUGCCCUCAUCCACAGACACAGACCUGACCUCAUUGACUACUCCAAACUGAGAAAGGAUGACCCCAUCGGUAACCUCAACACUGCCUUCGAGGUGGCUGAGAAGUACCUGGACAUCCCCAAGAUGCUCGACGCUGAAGACAUUGUGAACACCCCCAAGCCUGAUGAGAAGGCCAUCAUGACCUACGUGUCCUGCUUCUACCACGCCUUCGCUGGCGCCGAGCAGGCUGAGACAGCAGCUAACAGGAUCUGUAAAGUGCUGGCUGUGAACCAGGAGAAUGAGAAACUCAUGGAGGAGUAUGAGAAGCUGGCCAGUGAGUUGCUAGAGUGGAUCCGCAAGACCAUCCCGUGGCUGGAGAACCGCAUGGCGGAGCAGCAGAUGAAGGCCAUGCAGCAGAAGCUGGAGGACUUCAGGGACUACCGCCGCAUCCACAAGCCUCCCCGCGUCCAGGAGAAGUGUCAGCUGGAGAUCAACUUCAACACCCUGCAAACCAAGCUGAGGCUGAGCAACCGGCCCGCCUUCAUGCCCUCUGAGGGAAAGAUGGUCUCGGACAUAGCCAAUGCAUGGAAGGGUCUGGAGCAGGUGGAGAAGGGAUACGAGGAGUGGCUUCUUACUGAGAUCAGACGUCUGGAGAGACUGGACCACCUGGCUGAGAAGUUCAAGCAGAAGUGUUCCCUGCACCAGUCCUGGACCUCAGGUAAAGAAGAGCUGCUGUCCAUGAAGGACUAUGAGUCGGCCUCUCUGAUGGAGAUCAGGGCUCUGAUGAGGAAACACGAGGCCUUUGAGUCUGACCUGGCCGCUCACCAGGACCGAGUGGAGCAGAUCGCCGCUAUCGCCCAGGAGCUCAAUGAGCUGGACUACCAUGACGCGUCCUCUGUGAACGCCCGCUGCCAGGGCAUCUGUGACCAGUGGGACAACCUGGGUACGCUGACCCAGAAGAGGAGGGACUCCCUGGAGCGCGUGGAGAAACUGUGGGAGACCAUUGACCAGCUGUACCUGGAGUUCGCCAAGAGGGCGGCGCCCUUCAACAACUGGAUGGACGGAGCCAUGGAGGAUCUGCAGGACAUGUUUAUCGUCCACAGCACCGAGGAGAUCCAUUCUCUGAUUACAGCCCAUGACCAAUUCAAGGCCACCCUACCAGAGGCUGAUAAGGAACGCAUGGCCACCAUGGGCAUCCAGAGCGAGAUUGUGAAGAUCGCUCAGACUUACGGCAUCAAGCUGUCAGGAGUCAACCCCUACACCAACCUCUCCCCCCAGGAUAUCACUAACAAGUGGGAGGCGGUGAAGCACCUUGUUCCUCUCAGGGACCAGAUGCUGCAGGAGGAGGUGGCCAGGCAGCAGGCUAACGAGAGGCUGAGGCGCCAGUUCGCUGCCCAGGCCAACAUCAUCGGACCCUGGAUCCAGACCAAGAUGGAGGAGAUUGGUCAUGUGUCUGUGGACAUCGCCGGUUCUCUAGAGGAACAGAUGAACAAUCUCAAGCAGUAUGAACAAAACAUUAUCAACUACAAGUGUAACAUCGACAAACUGGAGGGAGACCACCAGCUCAGCCAGGAGUCCCUCAUCUUUGACAACAAACACACCAACUACACCAUGGAGCAUAUCCGUGUGGGCUGGGAGCAGCUGCUGACCACCAUCGCCCGCACCAUCAACGAGGUGGAGAACCAGAUUCUGACCCGCGAUGCCAAGGGUAUCAGCCAGGAGCAGCUCAACGAGUUCCGAGCCUCCUUCAAUCACUUCGACAGGAAGAGAAACGGCAUGAUGGACCCCGACGACUUCCGUGCCUGUCUCAUCUCCAUGGGUUACGAUCUGGGUGAGGUGGAGUUUGCCCGCAUCAUGACCUUGGUGGAUUCAAACAACACAGGCGUGGUCACCUUCCAGGCCUUCAUCGACUUCAUGACCCGUGAGACGGCCGAGACAGACACCGCUGACCAGGUCAUGGCUUCCUUUAAGAUCCUGGCCUCCGACAAGGCCUACAUCACGGUUGAUGAGCUGCGCAGAGAGCUGCCCGCAGAGCAGGCUGAGUACUGCAUCAGCCGCAUGACCAG